Messenger RNA from Diplodia corticola, 1653 nucleotides. RefSeq lists its product as uncharacterized. The transcript is spliced from 2 exons. The record is from RefSeq and is a predicted model, not a curated record. Bases 1 to 1653 code for a protein of 550 amino acids. NCBI's taxonomy places the organism in Eukaryota, Fungi, Ascomycota, Dothideomycetes, Botryosphaeriales, Botryosphaeriaceae.
AUGUCUCAACGCAUCGUCACCAACAUCCAGCUGCUGAACCACCAUGACAAGCCCUCCAGCUAUGUCUCAGCCGUGCCGCCAGCGCGUCCACAGCAACAACAACAGAAAGCGCGCCCCGCGAAGCCCAGCCUGCGCCGGCCCCAUCACCAGACAUGGACCCUCAUCAAGAACCUGCCGCUUAUGGACGCCGCGCCUAGCCCCGACAAGCCGCCCCGACACAGCAAAGAAGUCAACGCCGUGGUGCAGGUCCACGCCUCGCUCCGCAACAAGAUGCUGCCCCCCGGCCCGCUCGACGGCUCCGCCGAGCUGAUCUACAUGACCAACAUCGCCCGCUCCAACGCCCCCGGCAUGUCGCCCGACCCCGGAAAGGACACGGACGAGCUCAUGUUCAUGCUCGAGCAUCGCCCGGAGACGAUCCGCUUCUGGAUUGACGAACGCCCCGUCGGCCACCCCAGCGUGUCCAAGGAAAUCCGCAGAGGCGUCCUGGACGACUCCAGAAACUGCUCCGUCAUCAAAGUCUGUCUCAAUGGAGGCCGCGCCGCAACCUCCUCGUGUGCCGCCCCGUCCUUGCCCAAAGAGAGCGACAUUUACCUCCCCCCAUCCACCCGCGCCGCAAGAGUGUGGAUAUACCUCGAUCCCACCAAGAACCAGAACGCCGUGAACCAAGAAAAGACGAAGCUCAAUGCCAAAAACAAGGACAAGUCCAAAGGAGCCGAGAAGUCUCCUGCAGGUCCAUUGCGCCGAGCAGUCUCGCUGAAAAUGUCUCAGAAGCAGCCGCAAAAGCCAUCGCCUACAUCACUCCAGCACCAGCCAGAGAAAGCCCCGUCGCGCAACCUCCCUCAGGACCCAAGCAAGCACCACCCGGAGACGCAGCCGCAACUUCCGCCCAAGAAGGCGCCCCACGGAACCAUGCACACACGCCAGCCGCCGACGUCCUAUGGCAUUCCCAUACCCACGCGCCGCAGCAGCAAAAGGGCCACCAAGAGGUCUCCUCUAUCCACAAACCCUCCGACAACCCUCUCGCCAGGUCCUCCAGAACCGAGCGAGAAAGACUCCUCGUCCGAACACCGCCGUGUGCCUUCGACGAGGAAAGCUCAAACACACCACCAGCCGAAGGCGAGGCGCAGCAAAUCCUCCAGCGCCACCACCACCACCACAGGCCGUGUCACCCUCGACUCCACUGCUCGUCCGAAACACGCCCAGGCGCGUCAAAGGGAUCCCGCCGACGAAUCGGAACCGGAGGACUUCAGGAACGACCUUCUCAACGACAUAUCCCGUCUGAUGACGACCAACUCGGACCCGUUCGGCCGCUUCCACAACAACCACCUCCCGGACAUGACCGACAGCGAAGGGGAAGGGGAGGGGCGCGACUACUAUCCGACGACGACGGGCCCGCCGGACGGCAUGCCGACGAAGCUGAGCCAGGCGCAGCUGGGCAAGUUCUACAAGCUCGGCAAGAGGGCGCAGUCCAGCAUCUUCUUCGAAGAGGAAGCGCUGCCGGGGAAGGGCCGCAAGAUCGAGGUUUCGCAUGUGGAGAAACCGGGGGCGAAGCGGGAAUUCACGAAGCCGUCGAUGAUAAGGAGGCUGAGGAUCACGUUGGCGGGAGGAUGGCUCAAGCGGGCGGGGAGUCAGAAGAAGCAGAGCGGGCAGUGA